Xiphias gladius (swordfish) is the source of this 3129-nucleotide messenger RNA. RefSeq names its product thymopoietin a (gene tmpoa). The transcript has 12 exons. The record is from RefSeq and is a predicted model, not a curated record. Bases 390 to 2336 code for a protein of 648 amino acids. Gene Ontology annotation, molecular function: DNA binding. Lineage: Eukaryota; Metazoa; Chordata; Actinopteri; Istiophoriformes; Xiphiidae.
UCUGACCAAUAGGUGCCAGCCUCUGCAUGCAGUCACUUCCGGCCGGGUCAUUCCCAUGCGUAACCGCGGCCCGGUGCAGAUUUCACCCAAAACAACCCAUCACAAAAAACCGCUUUCAUUUCUUCACUUUUCUGCGUGGACGAGGAAGCGAAAGCAACGACGGCAAGUCAUAUAAUUUUUUUUCUUUUUUAGUUCCUCCUUUGUUCUUUGGAGCACACUUAUUACCUCCAUAGCUAAUAUUUUUGCUUUACGAAUCAAUUCCAGCAAGAGGCGCUGGUUAGCCAUUCCGCUUGGAUCCACCCCCCCCCCGUGUAUUCCAUUUUCCCUCUCGGUAUUAGCUAGCUAACUCACCCAGGCGACGGUAACUGUCCCUCCAUCUACACGCCGACAUGCCGGAGUACCUGGACGACCCGUCUGUGCUUACUAAGGACAAGCUAAAGAGUGAGCUGCUGGCCCAAAACGUGGAGCUUCCGAGUGGAAACCCGACCAAGGACGUGUAUGUGCAGCUUUAUCUGAAGAAUCUGACCGCUCAGAACAAGAAACAUGCCACGGCCACGACUUUGGACGCCUUCUCCAGCGACGAGGAGCUGCCGCCGCCCGUGGUCGCCAGCAGAAGUCGCUCAUCCGGCAGAAAAGCCACCAGGAAAACGGACAGGGUUCGGCCAGAGGAGCUGGAUGUGACCCUGCUGACCGACGAGGGCCUGAGGGACGAGCUGUUCAAGCACGGAGUGGAUGUGGGGCCGAUUGUGGCAUCCACCCGUAAACUGUAUGAGAAGAAACUGCAAAAACUGCUGGACGAUGGUCCUGCACAGCCACCACUGCCACAGCUGGUUCUCACUGAGAUACAAGUCAACCACAAUGGCAACUCUGAAUCAGAACUCUACAGUGACAAGGAGGACGAAGUGACAACAGCACCAGAACCAGAGCCUGUGGCAGAGCCUGAACCAGAGCCUGAACCAGCUCCACUGGUGGAGAGACCGGUGAGGAGCCGAGGGAAGACGCCCGUCACCCCCCGCACCCGCAGCAGCCAGCACCACACGAGAGAGCAGUUGAUGGAUGAGGAAAAUGAUGACGAUGAACCUGUCCUGCGAGUAAAGCACAGAUCCAGGAGGUUAUCCCAUAGAAGGCAGAUAGUGCCUGAGGAUCUCAGGCCUGUAUUGACAAAUCCUGUCCAGUUAGAGUCUAACAGGAAGGUUCACCACAAGCCUUACAGUCCAGCUCGGGUUGAACCUCGCUCCACCAGUUCCAGACCUGUUCAGAGUCUAGCAGGGGAAACUGUGUCCCAUAAUGUGGGCCACAAACCGACACUUGAUCCAGCAAUGAAGAUGGUUGCCCAAAACACAGCUGAGGUCUGCAGAGCUCCGGGGAGUCCCCGGUGGAAGAUCCAUAAGGAAGAACUGGGCCUGGAUCUUCCCAAACACAGUAAGGAUUCAUCUCACAAGGCAGUCGCUCUGCUCAACACUGCUCUGCUAGAGUCAAAGAGUCUGCCCGAAGAACAGAGUCCACGACCAGCUUCCAGGCCUUCAUCCCCUCUGGUUCUCCACACCAGAGUCGACCCAGUCUCCUUUAGCCCCAUGUGUAACAUCUCACCCAUUAAGAGUCAGGAGCCCCACUGGACUGUGUCAGACCAGAUUGGAUCUAAACCCAGCGGUGUGUCUGCAGCAGGGGAGGAGUGUGACCCUCCAGACAUCCUGCUGCAUAAAAGGAGGCAGCAGAAAAUCACCGACUCCCUGUCCACGUGCAGCCCUGCGAAGACACACAGCUACACGUCCAGACAGUCAGGGGAUGCGUUCGUGAGACAGGUGGAGAAGAUCACAGCCAGUGACCAGAACCCAAAAGUGGAGGAGAAGGGUGUUCUGAAGGAGCUGUUUCCCAAUGACAUUAACAGUCCAACAGGAAUCAUCGCCACCUGUCGGCGACCCAUCCGAGGAGCUGCCGGUCGCCCGGUGAAGUCCAGUGACCUGUGGAACAGUGAAAACAGCCUCUUCUCUCCAAAAACCACCAAGACCAGCAGCUCCUCGUGCUCCUACACAGAGACCCGCACGGUCAACAGAGUCACCAGCCUGCCCCCGUCCAGCCCCUCUGCCACUUUCAACUCCUCCAUCCCCACCUCCUCUUUCUCCACCUCCUCCUCCUCCUCCUCCAGGCUUCUGUCUGCAGCUCCCCCUGCAGGUCAGACCAAGGCAGUGCGCCGCAGCAUGUCCCUGUGGAUUAAGCUGUUCCUGCUGGCCAUCGUGGCUGCUUUCCUGUUCUUGGUUUACCAAGCCAUGGAGACCAACACCCUCAACCCAUUUGUAGCCGCAGACACAGAAGUGGCCGGGGGCAGCACAGCAUAGAGAGCGCAGGAAGUGUCUGAGGGCAGAGAGAAGCCUGUCUGCUUCUAUUUUUUCAUUUUUGAAGUGUGAAUCUACAUUGUAGCCAUUUUGUUCACGGGUGCUAUGAAAUUACCUCUGACAUCAUCGCCCGUUCGUCCUCAAGUUUUGUUUUGUUUUUUUUCGUUUUUUUUCUUUCAUUUCUAAACCCGUUUUCACUGAAUUCCUAAAGAGAAGCGACAUAGCCGUUUCAGUGACACUUCAAGGAUCACCAUGACACGCUGUGAAAGGACAGUACCGCAUCUGUUGUUGUUUUGGUCUACCCUUGACCUCACCGUCUGUGAGGUUACAACAAAGCUAGCCACUAAUCGGCUUCGAGAAGCAGAAACACCGUGGAUUGCAUAGAAAUUUUUAUUUCCCGUGUUUUGGUUUGCUUGGUUUUUUUUUUUUUUUUCAGACUUGCAUGGUGUGUUUGCGCGAGUGUGUGUGUUUGUACUGAAUGUGUGUGGUUGAGAUAUUUUUGAGAUUUUUUUUUUUUUUUCCACACCUCAGUUUCUGUCUCUGUUAGUCAUUAACAGCCUUGAAGAUGGAAUUUGAACCUGUAAUUUUGUUUUGUACUUUACUCGACCAUCUUUGUUAAUGAGACAGAGAGGCUUGUUAUAAUACAAAUGGUUCUAAAUCUUCCUAAACCCUAUGCCAAUAUUUUCUUAAUGUUCUCUUAUAAUAAAAUUGAAUGUCCCAGUGUAUUCUACUUAUUAUGUAUUCACUGUCUCAAAUAUUAAAUAUCCACUCAAUAAACUAUUAUGUUGUUACAGUG